Pollicipes pollicipes is the source of this 1972-nucleotide messenger RNA. RefSeq names its product Golgi to ER traffic protein 4 homolog. Gene Ontology annotation, molecular function: protein binding. The transcript has 8 exons. Gene Ontology annotation, cellular component: cytosol; BAT3 complex. The record is from RefSeq and is a predicted model, not a curated record. Gene Ontology annotation, biological process: protein insertion into ER membrane. Bases 249 to 1241 code for a protein of 330 amino acids. Lineage: Eukaryota; Metazoa; Arthropoda; Thecostraca; Pollicipedomorpha; Pollicipedidae.
GCAAUCGUAGAAGCGCGAGGGCAACAAGUGGUGUGGGACUUUGAGGUGGAAUGGUCCUUGGCAAGUGGAUGCGUAGUUCAAGGGGGGCCGAGUGAGUGUGCGUGGCGCAUGAGAAGUCACCAGUACAUCCAGUGUGCUGCGCGAGCGACCCCGAAUUCCUCUCAGGGAAGCAAUAUAACUAGGCGAAUUUGUCAGCAACUAUUUCGACGAGCUUGGACAGGCAGCUCUUGUGAUCUGGUGUGAUAACCAUGGCAACAAGAAAGGGCAUGGGAGCUGACAGGGUCCUUGCCAAGCUGCGGACAUCAGUGGACAAUGGAGAGUACUAUGAGGCACACCAGAUGUACAGGACACUGUACUUUAGGUACUCCGGGAUGGAGAAGUGGACGGAGCUGAAGACCCUCCUGUUGGACGGCGCGCGACUGCUGCUGGCCAAGGGCCAGACCGAGAGCGGCGCCGACCUGGCCUCCCUCUACAUCGACGUGCUGGCCAAGUCGGAGACGUUCUGCGACGCCCAGACCGUCUCCAACGUGGCCAGCCUGUUCGCCGCCAUCGACGCCGAGUCCGCCGACCGUCCGUCGUUCCUGGGCCGCGCCGUGCGCUGGUCGCAGGAGGUGGGGCCGACGGCCAAGGGCGGACACCCCGACCUGCACCAAGCCAUCGGCAAGGUGCUCUGGAAAGAGGGUGACCUAGCCGGAGCGCGCUACCACCUGAUACGCUCUGACGACGGCCAGACAUGCGCGCGCCUCCUGGUCGACCUGCACACGCAGCGGGGCGCCGCCGACGAGAUCGACCUGUUCAUCACACAGGCCGUCCUACAGUACCUGGCGCUGAAGAACAGCCACGCAGCGGCCGCCUGCUUCGCCGGCUACCUCAAGUGGCACCCGCUGGUGCAGGCCGACGCGCCGCCCUUCACGCUGCCCCUCUUCAACUUCCUCCACUACCUGCUGAAGGCGGUGGAGAGCGGCGAGGCGGGCCAGUUCCGCGCCCUCUGCGACAUCUACCGGCCGAGCCUGGAGCGCGACCCCACCUUCGCCAAGCUGCAGGCGCGGGUCGGGCUCGUCUUCUUCAGCAUACAGCCGCCGCAGCGGCAACAGGGCAUGCUCGGUAACCUGAUCCAGUCGCUGAUGUCCGGCCUGGAGGGCGGCGAUGACUCGGACUCGGACGGUGACGCCGCCUCCGGCACCUCCACCAAGUCGCCCGUGCCCAAGGUGGCCAAGAUGGACACGGGCGAGCUGGACUGACGCGAUCGGCGCCGCCCGGCCGGGGGCGGACGACGGCGCCCGGCCAGCUGAUGUGCUGAGGCCCGCUGGACUGAGGCCCGGUGGACUGAGGCCCGCUGCACUGAGGCCCGGUUGAUUGACGCCCACUGGACUGAGGCCCGCUAGACUGGAACCCGGUGGACUGAACCCGGAGGCUCACUGGACGGAGGCCCGCUGGACUGACGCCCGGUUGACUGAGGCCCGCUGGACUGACGCCCGGUGGACUGAGGUCCGCUGGACUGACGCCCGCUGGACUGAGACCCAGUGGUCUGGAGCUGGAGACUGACGCCAAAAAGUGUUCGCUGGUGCGCCGGUGCGAGGGACGGGUGCGGAGACGGACGCCGAGGGUGGUCAGCCCGCCGGGCCGGUGGGGUCGGCGCCGCCGGAGGGCGUCCGAGCUCCCGGUGGCCCUGGCUGGCGACGAGCUCGGCCAGGGCUCGGAGAGGCGCCGCCCCAGUGAAUCUCGGCUCGGCGGAGGCCCGCCGCACUGAAUGCCGUCGCGCCGGCGGCGUUGGUUUGUUUCUAGUCGGCGCGGCGCGGGGUCCGUUCGGCGUACUCGGCCACGGGCUGGGGUCCGAUGCGAACCUGUCGCCGCCAGUUUGCUUCAAUUAACGCCAGGUGGCAGGGUGGCACCCCGGUCCCGAUGACGCGGCCGCCGGAGGGGACAUUUGUGAUCAGGGUGGUGGCUGGCCGCCGGUAUGCUUUAUACAAUA